This is a messenger RNA of Bacidia gigantensis, 1041 nucleotides long. It is a transcript of the gene TMP1, whose product is annotated as Thymidylate synthase. The transcript is spliced from 2 exons. The record is from RefSeq and is a predicted model, not a curated record. Gene Ontology annotation, molecular function: thymidylate synthase activity. The coding region runs from base 1 to 1041 and encodes 346 amino acids. Gene Ontology annotation, cellular component: cytosol; mitochondrion. Lineage: Eukaryota; Fungi; Ascomycota; Lecanoromycetes; Lecanorales; Ramalinaceae. Gene Ontology annotation, biological process: dTMP biosynthetic process.
AUGGGAGAUUCAGAAAGCACACUGUCGGCAUCGACUAGAGAGACGAAGUCUAGUCAGCAUGAGGAAUAUCAAUAUUUGAAUUUAAUUCGCAGUAUUCUUGAAUUUGGCGAGCACCGCCCAGACAGGACCGGUACCGGUACAUUAUCGCUGUUCGCGCCCCCGCAGCUUCGCUUCUCUCUGUCUCGGCCGUCAUCGGAACCUGGAGUACCACCAACGCCAAUCCUUCCACUCAUAACCACCAAGCGUGUCUUCCUACGCGCAGUCAUCGAAGAACUCCUAUGGUUCAUUGCAAGCAAGACAUCGUCACAGUCGCUCUCAGCGGCAGGUGUCAAGAUUUGGGAUGGCAACGGCUCCCGUGAGUUUUUGGAUGAUCUUGGUCUGACAGAACGAGAAGAAGGGGACCUUGGUCCAAUAUAUGGCUUCCAGUGGCGGCACUUUGGUGCUUCGUAUAUCGAUUCCAAAACAGACUACGCGGGCCAAGGUGUAGAUCAGCUGCAAGAAGUCAUCGAGAAGCUGAAGCACAAGCCGUAUGAUAGGAGAAUAAUCUUGAGUGCGUGGAAUCCAGCAGAUCUGAAGAAGAUGGCCUUGCCUCCCUGCCACAUGUUCUGCCAAUUCUAUGUCAGUUUUCCGAACGCAGCAAGAAAUGGUGCGCAAGAAAAGGGCAAGACCGCUCUCAAUGAUGUCAAUAGUGAUGCAAGUAAGACGAACAAAGGAGUGCUGUCCUGCCAACUUUAUCAGCGAUCAUGUGAUAUGGGGCUAGGUGUUCCCUUCAAUAUUGCGUCCUAUGCCAUCUUGACGCAUAUGCUCGCUGCAGUAUGCGAUCUCACCCCGGGGACGUUCAUUCAUACCAUGGGCGAUGCGCACAUAUAUCUUGAUCACGUCGACGCACUGAAAACACAGUUAGAUCGCGAACCUAGAGACUUUCCAGACUUCCAUAUCUUGGAUGACCAUGACAAAAGCAUUGACAACUGGAGGUUGGAAGAUUUUGAAAUAAAAGGGUAUCAGCCGCAUCCCAGCAUUCCAAUGAAGAUGAGUGUAUGA